AUGAGAAAAAGUCGCCCAAAGGUCCUUCUUCUGGGAGUGUCUUAUCCGAAGAUUGAAACGUUGUCCCUUUUUAAGCAACGUCCUGGUUGCGAGGGAAUAUCCAAUGGCGGUGGUAGAAUUUCUUUGGUCGAGAGAGUGGUGGACUCUGUAAAACAGAACAUACUGACGCAGAUGGAUGGACGUGAUCUUGCUCGUUGUGUAGCUACAGAAGAACAUUGUCAUGUAGAUGUUUACACUGUCUCCCAGGAAAAAGGGGCAAUCUAUCGAGAUGAUCGGCAUUUCGACGGAAACUUUAAUCGGCAAACGUUCUGUCGAACGCUGAAGAAGCAUUUUGAUUUAAUAGACGAGGGCUUCGACCAAGUAAUCCUCGACUAUUUUUGGAUUCCUGCAGGAUGGAAUGUCCAGCACUGGAGUAGAUCGUUUUUCAAAACGACUUUAGUUAAUCUCGUCAAGGAUUGUGUACUAAAGCUGAGUCGAGAUGCUGGUCAUCGACCAGGCCGGGUAUACCUACCCUUCUGUCUCCAUUGUUUUAAAGAGAUUUUGGCCUCCAGUAGCACGAUUCUGGAACACUACAACGUAUCCUUUUUAAGAAAAGGAGAGCUGCAGCAGAUAUCAUUUUGGAAGGGUACUCAACAGAUCGAUCCUGAUACUAUGCAAGGAAUACUCGCAAAGCGGCGAGACCAAGAAGAACUGUAUUGUACGUUUGGUCCUCGGGAUCUCCACGAAGGUGAGGACGAUCCUUUUAUAUCAAAGGGUGAAAUUGCAGACAUGGCAAGGAAGCUUGAAGAUUUCGGAAUGAUUCGAUUUAUAGUGUUAGAGCCUCUCACUAAAACUGCCACUACUCGAACGGCUCGACAGCGCAAAAAUACAGGACGUUUAAGAGGCGACUUUGUCGGACUCGUGCCGCCUCCUUCUGUUAAGCGGGGCUUUGAUCAUCUCAAGAAUACUUCGGUGUGCCCAACAACGCCUCGGAAAUCGAAGCUGAAACGAGUAGCGCCGAAUGCACUGUCUUUGCCUAUCCGAAGCUUGACUAGGAGUGAACGGGAUACAAGAUCCACCCAACGAAAAGCGAAAGAACGAAGGAUUACGAGAGCUGGAUCGCCUCAAACCGUUAUUGAGGGCUUUCUUAAGGAACCUGCCAUCACUUCCCAGCAAAAGCAGCUGAAGCCCAGUAAUCUUUUUCCUUAA
Messenger RNA from Phaeodactylum tricornutum CCAP 1055/1, 1188 nucleotides. RefSeq lists its product with no specific name. The record is from RefSeq and is a predicted model, not a curated record. Bases 1 to 1188 code for a protein of 395 amino acids. NCBI's taxonomy places the organism in Eukaryota, Bacillariophyta, Bacillariophyceae, Surirellales, Neidiaceae. The transcript has a single exon.